UCCACCAACUCCUGUUCGCUGUUCCUUCGUCAUUCGUUUUCUGCGCCAUCACAACACAUUCGGUGCCCUCUAAGAAUCAUGCGCGCUCUCAUUAAGUCUACACCAGACACUGGGUGAUUAACUCUUCCACUCCCGGCAUCAUUCUGAUCGCCAUACUUCUGCCAGAACGCAGAAUUCAAAGACACCCCGCUAUUCCUCCCCGCACCAAUUCUGCGCAAGUCCGACCGGCAGCUUCAACCAUCAUGCAGCCUCACCAGCUGGAGAAGCCUAAGAGGGCUCCUCGAAAGCACGUCACCACAGCCUGUGUCGCUUGUCGAGAGAGUAAAAUCAGAUGUGACGGCUCUACUCCACAUUGCCAAAAUUGCCAAAGGAAAGGGAAGGAAUGCAAAUAUCAACAUGGAGAUGACAAACGCAAAGUAUCCUUACGUGCUGCGACAGAGCUUUUCUCCGCCAGGAUUGAUCAGUUAUGCCAGUUCAUUCAUGAUCACGGUCUCGAGCCUCCACCGAUGAAGGAGGAGGAUGAGUCGGGUAUGAACAGAGUUCUCGACACUCUUCAAAUCCCUCGCGCGUCAACGAAGACUGGCAAUUUACUCGCAGCCAAUGCGCAGAGCGCAUCAACUUUACCCACUGCUACCGAUUCCCCUGCCCAAUCCACAACCUCCCCUCAUUCAACGUCAAAUCGCCAGCUCGAAAUUGAUAGUGCACCUGAAAUUUCACCGGCCUCACAAAGCAUAAUCCCUCACCAGUCGUCUCUACCCGUCACCGAUAUCACUCGGGAGGCCAUGGCUCAGUCCGAAGUCAACUUGGGACUGUCUAGUAACAUUAAACCUGCAUCGACUUGGGGGUUUACUCUUCCAACAGCGGAAAGCCUGGAUGCGCUUUAUGCCAACAUAGAUCGUAGAUCGAACGGAUCGCAGGACACCAGCCUGAGUCCGGAUAGCCUGCAACUGUCGCAAGACAUAGCUCAGCAACCCGGGGUGCUGUUGAAUCUGGGUUGGAAUGAUAAGGAUGUGGAUUCGAACAGUGGCGAGGAAGACGAAGCUGAGAAGGAUGUCAUUGAGCAGAUCUCGCACCGCAUUGGGACCCUCAAGCUUUCGGGUGAUGGCCACCUACGUUUCUUUGGCGCGACCUCAAACCUCAACCUGGUGGACGUUUCGGCUACACAACAGCAUCAGCGUCCAGAUGCCCGUACAGUCCGUCAUGAUGGUCAAGACAUCCUGAACCAUCUGCGUGUGGGCCAGCACGUCAGUCAAGCGCUGGAGGAUCAUCUUGUCGAACUCUACUUCACGUGGCAGAACCCCAGUACCUAUGUGGUAGAUAAGGAGAUGUAUUUGAACGCUCGGUCGGAAUGGAGAAACGAUCUGAUAGAUACACCUUUCUAUUCGGAAGUUCUCACUAAUGCUAUGUGCGCGAUCGGAAGUGCCUUCGAAGCCCGAUAUCACCCCACCUUCAUCACAUUUCCGAAGUCGCUCUCGGAGUUCUUCGCGGACAGGGCGAAAGCUCUCCUGGAGAUUGAACUGGAUUCUCCCUGCGUUGCUACGGUUCAGGCCCUUGUUAUACUGAGUUCCCACGAGGGCUCAUCGAACCGUGAUGCUAGAGGUUGGCUUUACAGUGGAAUGUCGAUGAGGCUUGCCUUUGAUCUUGGGUUGCAUCUUGACAUGACACCCUACGUGGAGAAAGGCGACAUCAGUGUCCACGAAGCUGAUGUCCGUAAGGUAGCGUUCUGGGGAAGUUACACUGCGGACCACUUCUGGGGAUUUUAUCUUGGAAGACCGUUCCGUAUGAGUACCGGAGAUAUUACAGUUCCCAAGCCUGCCUCCGACUUGGGUGCUGAGAAGGAAGCUAUGUGGCAUGCCUACGGCCUUUCAAACAAGUCAGAAGCACUCGAGGGUGGGCUGAAAAAUCCCAACGAGUUGAUCAGCCGCCAGUUCGCCGUACUGUGGGAGAUAAUCUCCCCGGUUGGCCACAUUCUAUAUGGAUGCUCAGAUAUAUCCCGUCAUGAUCUACAGAGACUGUGCCACCGUGUCACAGAUGACCUAUUCGCCUGGAAGGCAAAUCUGCCUUCCAACUUAGAUAUCGACAUUUCAAACGAUGCCGCCCCCAAACUGCCCCAUCUCUUGGUAUUACACAUGCAAUAUCACCAAAUAGUCAUCUUCACCCACCGUCCCUGGGUGUCGAAAAGCUACAUCCAGCCGCGUAGCCCCCGUCAGGGCCCCGGCUACCAUCAUGCGCGAAGAAUGUGCAUCGAGUCUUCUACGGCCAUCGCGCAACUCCUCCACAUCUAUGAGAAAUACUAUACCUUUCGUCGCAUGAAUAGCCAGGUUGUAGCUAUGAUAUUCAGUGCCGCACUGAUUCUUCUUUACGUUACCAUCUCGAAUUCCCGACAAGGUAGCGACAACGGCAAUAAUGCCGAAAUGGUCGCAUACCUGAACCUUUGCUUCCGUGCCCUGGACGAAAUUGGUCAGUCUUUUGAGAACGCGAAGCGCACGCGGGACUUCCUCGUAAGUCUUCAGCGGCGAUGGCAAGCACAUAUGCGUCGUUCGGGUUCUGCUGUCAAGCGUCAGAUGAGCCACCGAACACAGUCACAGAAACCCAUAGGACGAACAAGGGACGCAGACGUGUCGAGGAAGAAAUCGCGGACCGCAGCGCCUCGGAAUCAGGCCGCGAUGCCUCUCUCGCUGCCGACAGCGCACUCGCUUACUGCUGCUGGUUUGCCAUUCGGCCAACCGCAGGUUAUGACUCGAGCAGCCCAGCACAUACCAGUGGAUCCCGCCCAACAAUCCGUCACGGUUCAACCGGGGGAUUUCGACUGGAUUCGCGAUUCGGACCUGCAGCUGCUGUCCGACAAUCUUGGCGAGGACGGCUUUCCACCCCUUGGGAACACAAACUUGUAUGCCGAGGACACAGCCCUACCCUCGCUCAAUGACAUCGAAUCUUGGUGGGAUUCGCCCGAGGGGAACACAUUCGGGGGUCCUUCCUUAUGACCAUAGACUAGACAUGAGGAGAUCU
Molecule: messenger RNA, 3009 nt
Organism: Aspergillus japonicus CBS 114.51
Lineage: Eukaryota; Fungi; Ascomycota; Eurotiomycetes; Eurotiales; Aspergillaceae
Product: transcription factor domain-containing protein
Exons: 8
Coding region: 243-2984 (913 amino acids)
Biological process (GO): regulation of DNA-templated transcription; DNA-templated transcription
Molecular function (GO): DNA-binding transcription factor activity, RNA polymerase II-specific; DNA binding; zinc ion binding
Source: RefSeq, a predicted model, not a curated record